Aspergillus glaucus CBS 516.65 is the source of this 545-nucleotide messenger RNA. RefSeq lists its product as uncharacterized. The record is from RefSeq and is a predicted model, not a curated record. The coding region runs from base 42 to 500 and encodes 152 amino acids. NCBI's taxonomy places the organism in Eukaryota, Fungi, Ascomycota, Eurotiomycetes, Eurotiales, Aspergillaceae. The transcript has a single exon.
CCCAAGAUCCAAUUCAAUUGAUUUAACCUCUGCAAGCCACAAUGCCCGACCUCGAAACCCUAUACCAAAAAGCCGAGGCAGGCGACCUCAAAAGCCUCUACAACUACUGCAAACACUACCUCAACAACCUAAGCACCACAAUUGAACCCUCCACCGAAGUAUUCGUCCGCUCCGACAAGACAUUCAUCAUGCGAGACAAAACCACACGUACACUCCUGCGCGGCGAAGUCUCAGACAUAGAGGACCUCGAGACCAUGAAGGAAAGCCUGUCGCGGGUGCUUUUCAAAGAUAUUGGGGCUCGGGAGGAGACUUGUACUGCGUUUGCUUUUGCGGCGACGAUGGUCGGGGGUUUGAAGGGUGCUUUUGUUGAGGUGGUGAGGUAUCCGGAUGGGGGUGUUUGGAUUGGGGUGGAGGGGCCGUUGAGUCUUAAGAGGAGGGAUGUUGGUGUCCAGGGUGCUUUGGGGCAGGUUUUGGAGAGGUGUUCGUUUCGUGAGGAGUAAAGCAAACCUGCUAGCGAGAUUUGAGGAUCUGGUGGUGUGUUGUGG